Erigeron canadensis is the source of this 1056-nucleotide messenger RNA. RefSeq names its product lactoylglutathione lyase-like. The transcript has 8 exons. Gene Ontology annotation, molecular function: metal ion binding; lactoylglutathione lyase activity. NCBI's taxonomy places the organism in Eukaryota, Viridiplantae, Streptophyta, Magnoliopsida, Asterales, Asteraceae. The coding region runs from base 201 to 911 and encodes 236 amino acids. The record is from RefSeq and is a predicted model, not a curated record.
GUCAAAUAUGUUUUGCAUUAAUUUAUUGUUUAUUGCCGAUAGCCGGGCUGACUUUGCUAAACACCAUUCCGUAUAUAUAUACUGAUAUACAAAUACACACGCACACACACACACACAUAUAUAUUUUCAGGCAAAACUAAUUAACGCUGGCCACCACAAUAAGCUUUCUAUUUAUUCAAUUUCCUAGUAAAUUAAUUAAAAUGUCUAUAUAUAUAGCUGCAAAUUCAUUACCUCGAUUCUCUAUAACCAAACCUUAUGAUUUUGGAUCUAAACUCCCUUCAUUUUUCACUAAUUAUCAACCCACGCAGCUUUCCAUUAACCGACGUCGUUUUGUAACGUAUUUGUUGAGCCCGGAGGAUGAAACGACAGCGAGAAAUCCGGGGCUCCGAAGUGACCCGCCGGAUGAAGAAACAAAAGGAUUCGUUUUGCAGCAAACGAUGUUUUUGAUUAAAGAUCCGACAGCCAGUCUUAGGUUCUACUCCGUAGUUCUUGGAAUGUCAUUGCUUAAGAAAUAUGAUUAUCCAGAUAUGAAACUUAGCUUGUACUUUAUGGGCUAUGAGGAUACCUCAUCAGCUCCUACUGAUCCGGUUGAGCGUACUGAAUGGUUAUUUGGAAAGAGGGCUAUUAUUGAGCUUACACACUACUGGGGCACGGAGACUGAUCCUAAUUUUCAAGGUUACCACACUGGGAAUUCGGAACCUCUAGGAUUUGGUCAUAUUGGUAUCACAGUUGAUGAUAUACAUAAAGCCUGUAGUAGAUUCGAAAAGUUUAAUGUUCCAUUUGUUAAAAGGAUCGAUGAAGGUAAAUUUAAAGGGAUCGCAUUCAUUAAAGAUCCCGAUGGUUACUGGAUUGAAUUAUUUGACUGUAAAGGCGUUACUGAUUUAGCCAGGGCUGAUACUCCAAAACCUUAGUAAAAGGUAAUUCCCAACGGCUAUAGGAAUGAGAUGUAUUACUAAAUUAUUGUCUGAAAAAAGCAAUUAUAGAGUAUCUAAAAACUUGUCAAAUGUUGUAUUGGUUUCGUGAUAUUAACUUUGACAUAUUAACUUAAUUAUCUAA